AUGGCGCUGUCAACAUUAGUUCUUCGCACGUUUUGCAGGGGAAUUUCCACGAAUAUCCAAGAAUUCAUCCCAGUUUCUAGUUACUAUGGAAAACACAUUAGGCUGUAUUCCGAUGCUGCCACAAAGCAACGUGAUGAGCCGUAUACAAUUAGAACACAAAAAGACGGAAUAAGAACAAUUUUUCUCAAUGACAUCAAAAAAAGAAAUGCUUUGUCACUUGCAAUGUUAGAAUCAUUGAAGUCUGACUUACUCCAUGAAAUAGAAAGCGAUGACUUGAGAGUUAUUAUUAUCUCAUCGUCAGGACCAGCUUUUAGUUCUGGACACGAUUUAAAGGAGUUGACGAUGAGAGAAGGUAGAGACUACCACACAAAAGUUUUCAAUACAUGUUCUGACACAAUGAAGAUGAUAAAAGAACUACCAGUACCAGUCAUUGCACAAGUUCAAGGUUUGGCCACUGCUGCUGGUUGUCAGUUGGUAGCUAGCUGUGAUAUUGCUAUUGCUGCUGAAAACUCCACAUUUGCAACUCCAGGAGUGAACAUUGGCUUGUUCUGUUCUACACCGGCCGUUGCUAUCGGCAGAGCUAUACCUCAGAAAGUUGCCAUGGAGAUGUUAUUUACAGGGAAACCAAUAGAUGCCCAAGCUGCCUUAAAGCAUGGACUUGUCAGUAAGAUUGUACCAAAAGAAAAGCUAGAAGAAGAGACAAUGGCAGUUGCCAGACAAAUUUGCAAGUCUAGCAGGGCUGUGAUAGCAUUGGGAAAGUCAUGCUUCUAUCACCAGAUUACUAAAGAUUUGUCAGAUGCUUAUAGACAAGCUUCAGAAAUAAUGGUGUUCAACUUAGAUUUGAAGGAUGGCCAGGAAGGCAUUAAUGCAUUCAUAGAAAAAAGAGAACCAUCGUGGAGCCAUGAAUUUACACAUGUUAACGAGAACGAAUAACAAACCAAUAAACAUCCACAAGAAUGAUUAUCAA
Molecule: messenger RNA, 967 nt
Organism: Saccoglossus kowalevskii
Lineage: Eukaryota; Metazoa; Hemichordata; Enteropneusta; Harrimaniidae
Product: enoyl-CoA hydratase domain-containing protein 3, mitochondrial-like
Cellular component (GO): mitochondrion
Molecular function (GO): hydro-lyase activity
Source: RefSeq, a predicted model, not a curated record